AUUUGAUUCGCUUGUUGGUCGCACGUUCGCACAUUCACGCAAAAUUAUACGCAGAGACGCGUUCGCGAGUGCGGGUGAAAAAUUAUAGACAUUAUUUUUAAUAUAAAAGUGAUUUAUAUUAAGUUAAAGAUUAAUACAUUAAUUAAUUAUUUGUGCGUUGAUCAAAUUAUUUGAUUAUAAAAAACUGUGAAACAGUGAAGUGACUAUUCUAUUCAAUGGACUGAUUGUGCGCGGACGCAGUAGCAAGCAGUGAAAGUUUAUAAUUCGCCCGUGGGAUAGUCCAAAGACAAAAGAACCGGAGACAAUGGACCACCUGUUCCGGCAUCGGAGGCUUAGUGUACCCAAAAGAACGAGUGAACUCAUAGCGCUUGUUGCCGUAUCAUGCACCUUAUUCCUGUUUCUACACACCAGAGAUCUCAACACGAAACUCCAGCGCAUGCAGCGGCUCAACGAUGACGUCACAGCUUUCAACCAUCUCACUGACAAAAUCGAGACGGACCGCACAGCGUAUGCGUCGGCGCAGGAAUAUAAAGAGGCUUUGGAGGCAUUGCGCAGGAACACCGGCGUUGAACGCCCGAAACCGCAAAGAACCCUCGAAUCAGAGAUUAUACGUUCCGAGGAGGUGUUGCAAGAGUUGAACGAAGAAAUUCUCCCCGAUCCAUGGGAGUUGAAUAACACAGCAAGAUCAGAUGUGGAGCUUUUGUUCUUUAACCGUGUGCCCAAGGUCGGAAGUCAGACGUUUAUGGAACUCCUGCGAAGAUUGGCUAUUCGUAAUCAAUUCGGCUUUCAUCGAGAUGCAGUACAACGUGUAGAAACCAUUCGUCUAGCACCAGCUGACCAGCAGAUCCUGGCCAGCAUAGUUUCUGCCCACACGCCGCCAGCUUCCUACAUCAAACAUGUUUGCUACACAAACUUUACACGGUUUGGCUAUCCAUCACCAAUUUACGUGAACGUGGUCCGUGAUCCGAUAGAAAGAGUUAUAUCUUGGUACUACUAUGUGAGAGCGCCGUGGUACUAUGUCGAGAGGAAGCGAGCUUUCCCUGACCUGCCCCUGCCCGAUCCAGCUUGGCUUAAAAAGGACUUCGAAACGUGCGUACUGAGUGGCGACCGGGAGUGUAGAUAUAUAGAAGGAGAGACUCAUGAAGGCAUCGGAGAUCACCGAAGACAAACCCUGUUCUUCUGCGGACAUGAACCUCAGUGCACGCCUUUCAACACAGCAGAAGCAUUACAACGUGCGAAACGCGUGGUAGAGCAGCAGUACGCGGUGGUGGGAGUUCUGGAAGAUAUGAACUCGACUCUGCUGGCCUUUGAGCGAUACGUGCCUCGAUUCUUCAGAGGAGCCUUAAGGAUGUAUUGGGAGGAGCUAAACACAUUCAACCGGAUCAACCGAAAUGCAUUCAAACCGCCCGUUUCCGAAGAAGUGAAGAACAUCGUCCGCGCGAACUUCACGCGGGAGAUCGAAUUCUAUGAGUUCUGUAAGCAAAGGCUUCACAUGCAGCUGAAGGCUCUACGGGAUCCCGCCAUUACUCUGCCCUCAACACCAAGUGAUAGGAGGAGACUUACGUAUGAUAGAUUAUAAAUAUAUCGCAGUUAUAGAAACAAUAUUCGGAGUCGUUACGAUUAAAAUUUAGUACUUCGUGUAAUAUUUUAUCUGUAAACUGUUUUUAUCUAUAUACUUACGUAUACUACUUUUAUCUAUAUAUAACCCAAUGUUUAUAAGGGUUUGUUUCACAAUGUACGAAUAAGUUCUACAUAAGUUCUAAAUUAGCUAUUUAUUACUUAUUGGUAGGAUAAACACUAUUGUUGCGUUUCACUGUCAGAUAGCGCUAU
Messenger RNA from Pieris napi, 1830 nucleotides. It is a transcript of the gene pip, whose product is annotated as heparan sulfate 2-O-sulfotransferase pipe. Bases 305 to 1579 code for a protein of 424 amino acids. The record is from RefSeq and is a predicted model, not a curated record. The transcript has 10 exons. Gene Ontology annotation, cellular component: membrane. NCBI's taxonomy places the organism in Eukaryota, Metazoa, Arthropoda, Insecta, Lepidoptera, Pieridae. Gene Ontology annotation, molecular function: sulfotransferase activity.